CGUGUACAACGAAAACUUAUUCUUUCUCUUGCGCAACAACGACAAACGCUAUCCGGCACGCACUACCUACAUUACUAUCAGCUGCAGAGAACCCAUGAACACUCGCGAAUGUUUUUUUUUAUGGAAGUAAACUACUAUCGAAAUGUAUUAAGUGAAAACUGACUCUAAGGCACGCGUUUUCUUCUGCUGCAUGAUAUCACUGCAGACGACAGGCCAGUGAGCGGUUCAUAUAUAUAUGAGUUUAAACUCAGUCUCAACAGUACAGCUCCACUAGCGCAGCAAACAUCAAGGUAGUCCAACAUGAACUUCUUCACUGUGUCGGCCAUCGCCCUGGUUGCCAUCAUUGGCUCCAUCCAGGCUGAGCAUUCGCCGCUUCCGCACUACUUCGUUCGGAAGAGCUUCCCGGAGGCUCAGGCUGAGUGCGCCGUCUACCUGCAGGUGCCGGACGAUCGUCUGCAGCGCUACAUGCGUGAAGGAUACCCGGAUGAGCCAGAGGUCCACUGUCUGGUGCUGUGCGUCCUGGAGAACCUGCGCGCAUGGGAGAACGGUACGCUCCACGAGAACGUGCUUGCUAACUACUUCGUCCCGGCCACGGAGGACUGCGACAAUGCCAAGCGUACUGAGCGUUGUCUGGUGAACCUGCCGCAGGAGUGCAACGGCGAGCCGUGCGUGCAAGCCUACCGUGCCUUCCAGUGCUACUACCAGAACUAUGGAACGCUCACCACCUGCCCCGAGUACGUCCCGAGCUACUACGGUGAGGAUUUGCAGCUGGCCUACGACCUGUUCGACAUGCUGGAUGUGUCGGAGGACACCCGCCGCAAGCUGGCUGGAGGAUGCUUCCCAAGCGGACCUGAGUCGCAGUGCUUCUUCUUCGCGUACGUGACUCGCUUCGGUGCCUGGUCCAAGGAUGCUCCGCUCCUGCACAACCUGUACACUCAGUCCCAGGAGGAUGCCUUCAAGAAGGACAACACCGACACUCAGGUCUGCCUCACCAACCUGAACAAGCUGGCCUGUCACAAGACCCGGUGCGAGCACGCCACUGACGUUUUCAGCCAGUGCUUCGGCAACACUGAUCUGUACAAGCACUUCCUGGCUGUGUUCAAGGAUGCUGCCAUGACCUACACCAGGCAAUAAGCAUUGAGACGAUCAAAAGACUUGUUCUAAAGAGCAAAAGAACCAAUAAAUUGCGAUAGAUUGAAUGAAUCAAUGAAAAAUCUUAAUCUAUUUUGUGUGAAUAACUUG
Molecule: messenger RNA, 1242 nt
Organism: Anopheles coluzzii
Lineage: Eukaryota; Metazoa; Arthropoda; Insecta; Diptera; Culicidae
Product: general odorant-binding protein 69-like
Exons: 1
Coding region: 301-1134 (277 amino acids)
Biological process (GO): sensory perception of smell
Molecular function (GO): odorant binding
Source: RefSeq, a predicted model, not a curated record